AUGGGGGAGGAGGGUGCUAAGGACUUUGGGCCCGGAAUAAAGCCCGAUGUCAACUUCCAAGAUUCAAAUGGUUCUAGCUCAGCGGGCCAAUACGCACUUCGGCCUGCUAGUAAUCAUGCGAGCAACGGAGCAGGGCCGUCCAAGAACAACCAAUCCCCCAGGACGGGCCCGCAGGCCUCCCAGUCCAGAAACUUCGAGUUCGUGUUAGUUACAGAUAAUGAGUCUCGGCGUCAGGUACGCCGUCAUGCUAUGCGUCAAUAUAUGCAUCAGCGGCGCUUGGACAGCAUUGCUCGCCUAGGGGCAUCCCGUAUACCUGUUAGCGGUUGGACCACCCGUCCUCCCUCUGACAGUCAUGUAUCAGACACUUCUUCCCGCGUGGAAGAAGUACAAGAGGAGACUUAUGCAAAGGUCAAAGCAGAAUCACCGACUAUGACCGAGGAUCAAAAUAAUACAGAACACACUAGAAGACCCUCACGGUUACUGAUACCAAAACUGCACAAGGUUAAACGUGAGGAGGAGACUUCUCCUCCGAUUGCUGAAUACACAACGUCUGACCCUCGCGCGUCUCCUGGAGAAGGAGGCAGGCGAGAUCCCUUUAGCUGCUAUCCGAUCUCAGUUAACCAUGUGGAUCAUGAGUUGAUCCAGCACUUUGUGGUGACUUAUCCGUCCAUGAUGUAUAAAUUCGCCGAAUCUAUUGCGAACAAUCCAUUGAUGGAGAUAUUCCGACAAUUCGCAUUACAUGAUGAGCUUCCUUUUCAAGCCAUGCUUGCCAUUGCCUCCAAGCAUCGUGCGGGCGUAGAAGGAAAGGCGGAAUCUGUCCAGAGUCUCACCCACAAAAUGCGAGCGCUGCGACUAAUGAAUGAACGCAUCCAAGCAGACUCUAUGGGUCAGCAUGAUGGGACUAUCUAUGCUGUGGCUACUAUGGCCGUUAUUGAGCUGACACCGUGGAGAAAUGGUCGAAGGAUGCUUCAAUAG
Molecule: messenger RNA, 975 nt
Organism: Aspergillus oryzae RIB40
Lineage: Eukaryota; Fungi; Ascomycota; Eurotiomycetes; Eurotiales; Aspergillaceae
Exons: 3
Coding region: 1-975 (324 amino acids)
Source: RefSeq, a predicted model, not a curated record